UAGCACUCGCAACACUGCCACCAAAAUAGCAUUAUCAAAAGCUAUAUAGAAAAGUUUCCUUUCCAACCCUUCUCUUCACCUCUCUAACCAGACUCAAAGCCCAUAGCAACUUGCAAAAAUUCGUGCAAGGAUUUAUUCCCCAAAAAAGAUGUGGCGUAUAUUGGCUGCAGUGGGAAGAAACCUGAAGAACAUUAAAAAGAGUCCACGAGUAGCUGAUGAGAAUAUGUUUGCUGCAGGAAAUGGAGCUGAAUUGCCAAUCUAUGCUCCUGAUAGGGAAAGAAGGCAACGUGGGUGGAAUGGCUUUUCGUUUAUAUAUAGCGUUGUGCGUGCUCCGAUUUCAAUUCUUUCCUGCCUCUCUCACCCACAUGUUAAUGGUGCUGAUGGGGUUUGGGUAUCUGGUGAAUUUGCUCAGAUUUCAGAGAUGAAUCAUCUUAUGGUAAGUGACAGCAUGCGCUAUGCAAUAUUAAUGUAGAAACGGAAGCGAUAUUGGUUUAGGGUCUUGUUUUCUGGGUUGUCUUGGAAACGACAUGGGCUUUCUUCUUCUUUUUAUACUAGUAGACUAGACAAGUUCUUGCAUGGAUAUUGGAUCGAUUUGGAAGAAAUAACCUAGCUAGCUAGUUUGUGGUGAUCCAUGUAAAAAUAUUACUCUCUUAAUUUUUUGUUUACCUAAUGAGAAAAUGUUUGAGGUGAAGUUAAUUGUACGUCCAUAUAUGAAUGGAGAUCUUUGGUGUAUCAAUUAAUAUCAGUUGGUUCGGAUGGUGUUUGCUUCACUUGAGUU
Molecule: messenger RNA, 778 nt
Organism: Quercus lobata
Lineage: Eukaryota; Viridiplantae; Streptophyta; Magnoliopsida; Fagales; Fagaceae
Exons: 1
Coding region: 149-472 (107 amino acids)
Source: RefSeq, a predicted model, not a curated record